AUGGAGGGAAGAAGUGGUUGUGAAGGAGACAAGACUGACCCAGGAAACUACAGGGGGAUCACACUGUUGAACACAGUAGGAAAAGUGUUCUGUAAGCUGCUGAACGAUAGGAUAGUGGGAGUAUUGGAGAAGGAACAUAGCAUUAGUGAGGGCCAGGCAGGUUUCCGAAAGAAGAGGGGGUGCGUAGACCACGUUUUCACGGUAGGGAAAAUCAUCCAAGGUAGAAAGAGGGCGGGAACGCCGACGUACUGCUUCUUCCUGGACGUGAAAAAGGCAUACGACACCGUAUGGAGAAAUGGGUUGUGGAAACAACUGUCCCAAUACGGGAUCAAGGGGAAAAUGUGGAGAGUGCUGAAGAAGAUGACAGAGUGUACGAAAAGCGCGGUCAUGUUAGACGGAGAACUGUCUAAAUUCUUCGACAUUGAGCAGGGGGUCCCACAAGGUUGCACGCUGUGUUCGUGAUAGUUGCUGCUGUGUGUGUCGACAGUGUGACGUAGAACAACUUGAUUGGACAGUUUGAAUUGCGGGACUGCCUGCGUUGAAGAUCGUUGAGUAGCCACAUAUUAUCAGAACAGCAAGGAACGUUCUGUGGGAAUGUUCUUCGUGGAUGGUGCAUUACCCCGAGUGUGUUUCUUGUGGAUAGUGCAUCAGUCAGAGGAUUCAUGGACUGCGGGAGGUACGGACAGUAGUGCCCAAGGCCUUGGCAUGUCCAGCGUGAGAGUUGGGAGUAGUAGUGUUGCAAACACAGGCUUGAACCCUCACGAUACUGCUGUUGAACGUUCCUCUGCUGGUGUCACAAGCUUUGGUUCGGUUGGGAUGGGAAGUAGGGCUUUUGGUAGUCAGUCUUUCAUUCCAGGAAUAGGUAGUGGGGCUUUCAGUAGCCAGUCUUCUAUUCCACCCGCACCUACUGCUUCGAGUAGGUGGUGGGAAAAUGUCGCCAGUGGAACCACAUUGAUUCCUGGGGCCGGCAUCACAGAACCAGGAGAAAACUUGGGAAUGAGCCCUUUGAAAGUUCCCAAAACUCCUGUGUUCGACGGAUCGGACGUUGCAUACCCGUCAUGGUCACAAACUUUCUGCUGAGUGCCCGACACAACAACUUGUUUGAACCAUCUACUUCUGAAGUGGAAAUUCCGAUCGCAAGCAUUGAAUUCGACUUGACCCCUUGGGUAGACAAAGGAUACAGUGUAGGAGUGCUACGCCAGGCAGAGGUGGGAUGGUGGUUUUUGUUC
Ectocarpus sp. CCAP 1310/34 is the source of this 1229-nucleotide messenger RNA. The record is from the annotation of a GenBank genome assembly. NCBI's taxonomy places the organism in Eukaryota, Phaeophyceae, Ectocarpales, Ectocarpaceae.